AUGGGAGAUGUUGUACCACAGGUUGCCCAGCCCAAAGCCGGGAGAGGAGCACUGGGGCCCCCGAUAGGGCUCUCAAGCUCUUCUCUGGCUCUUGUGCGUUUGCCGUCGGCUGACCAGAAGGCCACAGAGGGUGGUGGCUUCCCCGCCGAAGCAGCAGCUCAGAAGAAGGCUUGUCCCAGCACAGCAGCACAAGAUCAACUCCACGAGACCAAUGAGGGUGACCGAGAACAAGGAAACGGUUACCACACGUGGCAACUGUACAGGGGGCUGGCGUACUCUUCGCUCUCGAGCUUCUUCUUCUCUACUUGCACUGUCAUCGUCAAAAUGCUUAACUACAUCCCGGCGGCUGAGCUUGCGGUGGUGCGCUUCCUGGGAAUCCUGAUGUUCACUGCGCCCCUGGUCAUGAUCAGUCGCGCCCACCCACUCGGACCAGAGGGCGUGCGGCUGCUUCUCAUCUUGCGAGGCCUACUGGGGGCCACGAGCCUGUUCCUGCGCUUCUACGCUAUCCACCACAUGCCCAUCGCCGACGCGUCCGUGAUCAUCUUCAGCGUACCCGUGUUUGUGUCCGCGCUAGCAAGGAUCUUCCUCAAGGAACCGUGCGGUCUCUUUCACCUUGUUGCUGUGCUUGUCACCCUGGUUGGUCUUGCGCUGAUCACAAAGUUGCCAUUACUGUUCGGUGGAGUAGCAGAAGCAGAAUCCCUGCAGACCCGCGGGGUGGUGGCUGCUCUCUCUUCGACAGUCUUUGGCGCGAGCGUCUACAUUGUGGUGCGCCGGCUCCGAGACAUCCACCACUCUGUAAUAAUGUUUAACUUCGCCUGGGUCGCUAUCUUGGAGACAGGCGCCAUCGGGCUGCUUACCACGCCGUUGGUGCUUCCCCGCACCGCCUUUGAUGGCGGCCUGCUCUUUGCUCUGGGUGCUUUCAGCUUCGGUGGGCAGCUACUUCUGACGCGUGCCCUGCAGCUGGAACACGCUGGACCCGUGUCAAUGGUUCGAUCAGCCACUGACAUAAUCUUCGUGUUUGCUUGGCAGGUGGCGUUCUUCGGUGAGGCGCCCGACUGCUAUACCGUGUCUGGUGCCGUCCUUGUCGGGACUUGCGUGCUUUUCACUGGCUUGCGAAAAUGGAUUCUUUCCCUUCCCGAGAACUCGGCAAUGCGGACAAGAAUGGCGUGGCUACUCUCCUAA
This is a messenger RNA of Dermacentor silvarum, 1182 nucleotides long. RefSeq names its product solute carrier family 35 member G1. Lineage: Eukaryota; Metazoa; Arthropoda; Arachnida; Ixodida; Ixodidae. The transcript has 2 exons. The coding region runs from base 1 to 1182 and encodes 393 amino acids. Gene Ontology annotation, cellular component: membrane. The record is from RefSeq and is a predicted model, not a curated record.